UGCAAUUAUUGGCCGUUUUGUUUUGCUCACAACAUUCGCUUACGGCACUGAAAUUUUCAGUCUCGUGUGAAUUUCGUAUAUUUACGUAAAUUAUAGAAUAAAAUCGAAAUAGAGUAAAUUAUGUCGCGACACGCAUUAAUCGGCGGAGGAACGGGAUUUAUUGGUAAAGGUUUAAACAAACAUUUGAUCAAAAAUGGUUAUGAUGUCACUGUAAUAUCCCGAAUGCCUGGGCUAAAGCGCAUAACCUGGUUGGAACUGGAGCGGAACGGAAUUCCAAAUGGUAUUACAGCUGUUGUCAAUUUGGCUGGACAAAAUGUCUUAGAUCCAAGUCGACGCUGGACAGAUGGUUUUAAACAAAAUGUGUGGACUUCUCGUGUUAACACAAGUGCAGCAUUAGUGAAAGCCAUUGCAGAUGCACCUCAAGUGAAAGCUUUUGUGAAUGUAUCAGGAGUAAGUCACUAUAAACCUGAUGAUAAGCAUAUUUAUACUGAGAGCGAUCCAGUAGAAGGAUUUGAUUUUAUGUCGAAGUUAUGCUUAGAGUGGGAGAAAGCAGCAACAUUACCAGGGAAUGUUAAGCACUGUAGGGGCGUUAAAAUACGUACUGGGGUUGUAAUAGGACGAACAGGUGGAAUGAUUCAGAAUAUCUGGCUUCCUUUCCAAUUGGGUUUAGGCGGUCCUCUAGGCAGUGGAAAACAAAUUCUGCCUUGGAUUCAUUUAUAUGAUUUAUGCCAACUAGUACAAAGCAGUAUCGAAAAUGAUAAAAUAGAGGGUGUAAUGAACGGUGUGGCACCGGAAAUUGUAACUAAUGGCCAAUUUUCAAAGGCCUUUGCUUCCGCUUUACGACGUCCUUGUCUAUUCGCAGUACCAGAGUUUGUAGUACAAGCGCUGUUUGGCAAAGACCGUUCUGCAUUACUUCUAUCCGGCGCUAAGGUUCAACCGAAAAGAACUCUGGAAAGUGGUUUUAAAUUUAAGUAUCCCACAGCGAAGGAAGCAUGUUUAGAAGUUGUUCAAAAAAAUUAAAUUUCAUUAGAAAAUACUUAAACCGCACAUACAUAUGUAUAUAUGUGUGUAUAUAUAAAUAAUUUUUUAUUCGAAUUGUUUGCUAAGAAAAAAUGUGUAGUCUGUACUUAAUAACGAAAAAUAUUUUCAUUUUGAAUCUCUACUUGCCUGGUAACGCUGUGAAUAAUUCUGACACGUCAGUUGUCAGCUGUCAAUUUAAGCAGAAUUUUCUAUCGUUUGUACAACUAGAAAAGUUAAACGUAAAAGCAAACAAAUCUUAUUAUUCGAUUUUAGUUUAUAAUAAACCAAAGAUAGUACUUUAA
Bactrocera dorsalis (oriental fruit fly) is the source of this 1322-nucleotide messenger RNA. RefSeq names its product epimerase family protein SDR39U1. The transcript is spliced from 4 exons. Lineage: Eukaryota; Metazoa; Arthropoda; Insecta; Diptera; Tephritidae. The coding region runs from base 121 to 1020 and encodes 299 amino acids. The record is from RefSeq and is a predicted model, not a curated record.